This is a messenger RNA of Entelurus aequoreus (snake pipefish), 5495 nucleotides long. RefSeq names its product L-fucose kinase. The coding region runs from base 462 to 3710 and encodes 1082 amino acids. The record is from RefSeq and is a predicted model, not a curated record. Gene Ontology annotation, biological process: GDP-L-fucose salvage. The transcript has 23 exons. NCBI's taxonomy places the organism in Eukaryota, Metazoa, Chordata, Actinopteri, Syngnathiformes, Syngnathidae. Gene Ontology annotation, molecular function: ATP binding; fucokinase activity.
CCAACAAGCGGCACUGACAAAGCUGCGGAAGUUCGAGUAGCCCAGACUCAUCGAGCGAAGGUUUUCAAACGAUAACAACCUAUACAGAGUUGUUGUCGUUUUAUACUCAAAUCGGACAAUUACUGGAUAUGAUGCAAAUGCAGUACUCGAUAAUAUAUUGUUUUAUUUAUAAAGGGUUCCUUUCAUAGUUCGGCGGGUUCUGCUCUAUGCUAGCUUGCAAACAGUUGCGGUUGGUGGUUAGCUGUUUAUACAACUGGGAGUGUAUCCGUUUGUUCGUUUUUUAUAUUAUUGUUUACUUUUACUACCAGGCAAGCUAUUCUUUACAUACAAAACAUGUAAAUAUCACACUGUGCGGUGGCAGAACGCCGUCGUAAAAUAUUGCUAAAAAAAAAAAAAAGGAAGUGACGAAGUUUUCGCGCAUGCGUGAAUCGAUCGGGUAGUGACAGCGCCUCUUCAGUUGAAUGAAGAAGAUGUCUGACUUCACCUGGUCUGUGGUGGUGCUUACCUGUCAGCACAAAGACAGUGUGUACGCCUUCCAGAGAGAACUGGAGUUGAGGCAGCAGCGUGGUUCUGUGUCUCACAGUACCUUGGUCCUGACAGUGCAGGACCGCCAAGAGCCACUGGGCAGUGGGGGGGCAACACUCAACGCCCUGGUGGUGGCGGCCGAGCACCUGAGCAGCCGAGCAGGACACACUGUGGUGACAGCUGAUGUGCUAGAUGAAGCUCACAUCCUCAUCCUCCAUACUGGUCGGGAUUUUCCUUGGAGUUCGUGCAGCCGAGCCUUCUCCUGGCUGCCGCUGGAAAAAGCUACUCAGAGGGUCCAGGCACCGGUCUGCUGUCUAGACCUGCUGCUGGACUGCCUCACAAACCAGGUUUGUCCUGGUUCUCCUCCUGGCGUUUGGGUCUGCAGCACCGACAUGAUCCUCAGCAUUCCGCCACAUUUUGUGUUGUCCUGGGACAGCUUCUCAGGUGUCCGUGUUCUCGCACUCCCCGGUGAUGUGUCCUACGCUGUCAAUCAUGGCGUCUACUUAUGUGACAAACAGGAUCACAUAAGGGACAUCAUAUACAAAGGAAGCAAGGAGCAGAUACAGCAAGCAGUGAUGCAUGAUGGGAAAGUGCCUCUGGUCUCAGGUCCAGUCUUCUUUAGCAGGACGGUAACGGAGAAACUUCUACAGGCCCACGUCACGCCUCCUCUGGACGGGUGCACCUACUUAGGUCUAGACUCUGGAGCUCCGCCCCUCCAGAUCUCGCUUUUCCUGGACGUGUUGAAGUGUCUUUGCUCGGAUCAGACCGAGGAGCAGUUUGUGGGCGGGGACGGGAGGGUCUGCGCUCAUGCUGGAGAGCCUCACGGGGCAACGGUGAGGAGCGGCAGGCAAGAGUUGUGGAGGAUCCUGAGAGGGACGCCGCUCAGCAUGGUGUAUGUCCCAGGAGGUCGCUAUGACUACAUGUCUCUGUCUGGGAAGCAACACGUUGACCGGCUAACCUCCGACUGGACACAUGGGCACGCCCUCUCCUACAUGCAGUUGGACAGCAGUGUGAGCAAAGGAGGGCGGGUGAUCAACAGUGUACUGGAAGGAGAGGUCGCUGUGGAGACAGGCGCAGUGGCGCAACACUGCCACCUGCAGGGUCCCCUGCGCAUCCCGUCUGGUUGUUUACUGUCAGGUCUUGAGGAAUCCAUGUCUCUCUGGAUUAGACAACUGCCGCCGGUCAACAACAUCAUCAUUCAGGGACAUCGCAUUGAGCUUGGGGACUUGAAGCUGAAGGUUUGCACGGUGAUGGGAGGACUGGAUGACCUGGAGCUGUGCUGUGAUGAUGACGGUGCCUCCUUCCUCAACGUGAAAUGGAGCGUCUUCUUCAGCAGGACAAGCGUACGGCCAGAAGACUUGUGGUUCCCGGGAGAGCCGCGCUCCCUGCUGGAUGCUCGCCUCUUCCCAGCAUUCCACCCACACGAAGGCCCUGUAGGCGUGGUGGGGGGCGUGGCCUGGCUUUUGGGCGGAGCAGGCUGCAUGCGGAGGUGGAGAGAGGCAUGGCGGCUUUCAUUGAGGGAGGUUCUGUCACUCACCCACCAGGAGGCGGAGCUCCAGUGGAGGGAGAGCUUGCUCCUCCUGGCGGGAAGGAAGCAAGUGACAGACGCCCUGACUAGUGGGAGCAACGCCUGCCUGCUGCCUUACUUCAGGGCGGCUGUGCUGGGCAGGCAGUACGAGGCGCUGCUGGACACGCUGGACAACAUCGCGGCAGGAAGAGGAGCUGAGCAUGGGGCGGAGCAGGAGGCCCAGCUGGGUAUGGCUGCUCGCUCCCUCUCCUGCAUUGCUGACGUGCUAGUGUGCUUGGCCGAAGACAAGGGGGGGCUCAGGAGUGGGCCAGCUGCAAACAAGGCUUGGAGCUCCGCCUACUUCCUGUUAGGAGAAGGUGAUCUGAAGGGUGGAGUUAAGGCCCUGGCUGCGCAGAGAGUGCAUUGGCUCAGCAGGCCAGACCUGCUGGUGCGGGCAGCGCGGCACUAUGAAGGCGCCGCCCAGGUGCUGCUACGUCAGGCUAUGAUGUCAUCACAGAAGUUCAUCGCCAUUGGCCAGGGUGAUGUCCCGCCUCUUGAGCAAUGGCAUGAAGUGGAGUGUCCUGCGCGACUGGACCUUGCUGGUGGCUGGAGCGACACUCCGCCCAUCGCUUUCGAGCAUGGCGGCUCUGUGACUAAUGUGGCAGUGAAGGUUGAUGGCAGGCGUCCGAUUGGUGCUCGGGCUCGUCGCAUCAGAGAACCCCACCUCCUGCUGGUCAGCCACAUUGGGCAGCGGGACUCUGGUGUUUCCACGAAGACCGUGUGCACCAGCCUGGAUGACCUGAAGGACUACUGUCAGCCGCAAGCACCUGGAGCGCUGCUGAAGGCCGUGUGCGUCUGCAGUCGUUUGGUGUCGCUCGCCUCCCAGCAUCCUCUUGGGCAUCAGCUGCUUCAGCAUUGGGGUGGAGGAUUGGAGCUGCACAGCUGGUCGGCGCUGCCCACUGGCUCGGGACUCGGAACCAGCAGCAUCCUGGCGGGGGCGCUGUUGGUCGCAGUCUACAGAUGCACGGGUCAAACGUACGACAGCGACGCGCUCAUUCAUGCCGUCCUGCACCUGGAGCAAGUCCUGACCACCGGCGGAGGCUGGCAGGACCAGGUGGGAGGUCUGGUUGGGGGACUGAAAGUGGGCCGGUCCAAAGCGACUCUGCCACUGCAUGUCCAGGUGGAGCGUUUGUGUCCCCCAGAAGACUUCUUGUCGUCUUUGGAACAGCGCCUCCUGCUGGUGUACACCGGAAAGACUCGGCUGGCUCGCAACCUUCUGCAGGAUGUGGUGCGCAGCUGGUACAGUCGUCUUCCUGCAAUGGUCCACAACGCCCAGCAGCUGGUGUCCAACUCGGAAGAAUGUGCUCAAGCUUGCUUAGAUGGUUCCUUGUCAAGACUGGGCUGCUGCGUGGACCGCUCGUGGCACCAAAAAAAGCUGAUGGCGCCGGGCUGUGAACCAGCAUCAGUCCGCGUCAUGAUGGACGCCUUGCGCCCUUUGGUCCUAGGUCAGAGCCUGGUUGGAGCAGGGGGAGGUGGCUUCCUUUGCUUGUUGACCCGCCAGCCUGAACAGCACCAGGCGGUGCUUCAGGUCCUCAAUGACACACCGGGUCUGGGAAACUUCAGCGUUCACACAGUUGAGCUGGACAUGGAUGGCAUCACUGUGCUAGCAUCAGCAUGACCUCACAAACUUACUUGCUGUGUCUUGAAGUCAUCCACACAAUCUGGUGGGCAAACUUGGUAUGUUUUUUUGGGGGGCUUGAGAGGUAAUUAUGAUUGAGCCCUAUGAACUCUGCCUAGCAACAAGUGGCCAGGCAAAACCAUGAAGGAAAUAGUACAUUUAUAUUAUUUUUUAAUGAUAAAUCAUGCACUAUAAAUGUUAUAUAUUUUAUAAUGGUGUGAAUAAAAAAAACUGAGAAUACUGUUAUUUUGCAUUAGUCAACAUAAGGCUGGACCAUACCAACACAUUGUCAGGCAGUCACCUAGGAAGCCUUCAUUUGCCAGCGACCACAGACAGUUGGUCCCGAAUGCGUCCCAGUCCGUCCAGCAUGGUGUCCACGCUCUCUCUGCUUAGCUCCACAGUCGCCACGGCAACCGACUGACCUCCUCCGGUAGGACACGGCUCCUCUGUCUGUAAAGUAGCACGCCAAACAAUGAAGUGCGUGUCGUUCACAUGACCAAAGUCCCGAUUGGAAAGCACAUUUGCACCUACUUUAAACUGGACCAGGCAAGUCGGGACGCACAUGCGACUGACGGAGUCUGAGCUUGUCACCAUGUUGACCCUCCAGUCCAGCUCCUUCAGCCGGGGGAGGAAGACUACACACACACACACACACGUAUCUUAGUUGAAAGGCACAACAGCUCUUGAUGAAGAUGAGUCAACUCACUCUGAUUACUGACUGCUUGUGUUUUCCACGCUGCACUGAAACCCAUCACAAACACAAAACAUCACUACAGGUCAAAAAUAAGAAGAGGCGGGGCCAUAGGCGCUGACCUGUUCUCCAAAAGGAUCUUGGUGAGCAAGUUCUUCAGGCUGGAGUGGAAUGACUCAGGGAAAAGAUGGAGGAUCUGCUCAGGGGAGUUCAGGUUGUGGAAGAUGACGUGAUGAGACAGGGCGUGAAGUGAGUGGACCAGCUGGAUAACACACAUACAAUGAAUACACGCGAAUGAUAGCCAAAUGUGUGCGUUGCAUGCAGGUUCUUAUAGUAACCUCUGCAGCUUGAGCUUCGGGGAUGGCAAGCGUGGUGGCUGUGCUUUGAGUCAGUGAGCUACUAAGACCUUGAUGACUUUUCACACAAACGUCCUUCACAGCAUCUUUGGAUGGAGCCUGAACACACACACAAAUGUAUUGUAACAAUUGUAAUACUUUUUUGAUUGCUGACAGAAAACUGCAUUAUUCUGACCAGAUAAGCUGAUGAUGGAGAAAGGCCACAACCUUGGUAAAUAAGUAAAGUUGGUAUGGUAUGGCUCUGAAAGGCUCAUGCACUAUUAAAACACUUUCUCUUAUUAUUUUACAUAAUAGUUUUGAAUAUUUUGUUGAUACAACUAAAAAUAACUAAUUAAUAAGCGCUGCAUAAACUAUUGAUCUAAUGAAAUUGAAAUAUCAAUUUUUAAGGCACAAAUCCAGUUUGAAGUCUAUUGUUUUUUUAGCCUGUUCAACGGCGGUUUAGAAGGCUAACUACACGAAUAAAACACACAGUGGCAGGAGACAAUCACCAAAGGUUUACCGAGAACUGCAAAUAAAGUAGCUAGAUUAUAAAUGACAACAAAACCUUAAGAAGAAGCUGCAAGUUGUUGAAAUGUUCGCUUGGUAGUGUUGCAGACAUGUUGAUAGUCACAUGACAACCUGUUUUUUUCUUCUUUAUUUCCGGUAUACAGAGUUUGGUCGUACAUUACUGCCCUCCUCAGGUGUUUAAGUGCCAUGACACGCAUAAGACGCGUGUUCUUGUCUUACUGUUACUUUAAU